Molecule: messenger RNA, 2622 nt
Organism: Closterium sp. Yama58-4
Lineage: Eukaryota; Viridiplantae; Streptophyta; Zygnematophyceae; Desmidiales; Closteriaceae
Source: the annotation of a GenBank genome assembly
AUGGCUGAGCAGACCUACAAUUCCGACCAGACUAUGUCCGCCGCCGAAGAGGAGGCCCUCGUCGCAUCCGGGGAAGACCUCCUGGUUGAUGACCUCCCCGAAGGCCUGAUCGAUCACCUUGCUGACUCUGCUGAGCUCCCCGUCGCCAAAAAACCGUGCUUCGACGCUGGCGCUAGCCACUCCCCCUCCUCCCCCUCCACCAACAUCACCGCCUCCCUCGAAUCGGCCCAGGCGCAUCAGACGCGCCUGCCUGCAGCCUCCGCUGCUGCUGCCUCCAGCGUGCAGCCGAGUGGCCCCCCGCCCUCGCAGACAGCCACCGCUAACGCCCCCAGCGCCCCGGCAGGCCGCGCUGCCGCUUACGCGUCCGUCGCCUCGGGCUCAAACCCGUCCCUUGGGCUGCCCACCUCUCCCUUCGCCUCGCCCCUCCCGGGUACCCCCCCCCACAACCUCCGCCGCGCACGUCUGACCGCUGUUUCCCCUUUGCUGCUCCCUCAGCGCCGCCGCGUGGUCGUGUCCCUCCUCCUCCCUGAAGCCGAGCUGGAAGCGCACCGCACUGCGAUCUUUGCAGGCAUCAACGCGAUGCUGUGCGGUUUCAUGUUCGAAGCUGGCACCAUCCCGCCUUUCGAGCAGACCGUCAGUGAUCCCCUCCGCAUGGCCCGUCGCGUCUACGGCCGCCUGCAGUUUUCAUGGCCGUCGCAGGCGGACGCAACUGCCUUCCGCAGGCUUUUCCCCCUCUCGCUCAAACUCCCCAACGCCCGCCCCGUUCUGCUCAAGGAGUCUGUGGACAGAUUCGAAGAGUUUACUGCGGCUAAGGCUGCAGGCACUCCCACCCUUUCUAUCCGUAACGUCCCCAUGGAGUACGCGCCAGAGGACAUCCGCGCCUUCCUCCUGAACUCCACCGAGCCGGACGGUGCACAUUGGCUCGCCGACUUGACCAACUUCCAUCGCGCCUCUGACCCCUACGAGGGUACCUACUUCACUCACCUCGCUGGGCUCCCCGUUGCCACCCCUGACGACCCUCAUUUCGAUCUCAUUCCAUCCGAAAUCCUGCUGGAGGCUAACAAACCUCCUAUGCUCCUGAACUUCUCCUGCCACGUGUGCGCACUCUGCUCCAACAACCAUCGCGCAUCCGAUCAUGCGGCGUUCGCAGCCCGCCGCCGUCAGCGCCUCACGAACCGGAACACCAUUUCCAUUGUGCAACUGCAGCUGGCAAAUGGUACGAAAAAUCUUCUCUCAGUUUUUGUGACUAUGUUCCCUCGCUCCUGCCGUCACUCCUCACCUCCAGCUUGCUCCCUUUCUCCCCUUCUAACUUUCCCCCCUGCUCCCCUCCAUGCCUCCCACCCCCUCUACGCUUCCCUUUCUCCUCGCCCGCCAACUAAACUCUUCCCCACCCUCCCCCGCGCUCACCUUCCAACGCCCCUGUCCCCUUUUACACCCCCUUCCCCCUUUUCCCCUCUGCUCCCGUGCCCCCCGAUCGCCCAGGCCCCGGCCAUCCCCUUACUCAACCUGUUUCUGCCCCCUCUCCCCGUUUCCCCCCCUCUCACCACCCAUCCAGAGCCCUCUGCCUCUCCUCUCUGGACCUUCUCUCCUGCCAACCCCCUCUCCCUUUCACCUUUUUUCUACCCGCCCCCCCCCGUCGUAGGGCUCCCCCACACCCACCCACCCACCCCGUACCUCCACUCCCUCCUUUCCCCCUCCAACCCACGCACGUUUCCCUCCAUUAUUGCAGUCUUCCCCACCCCAUGUGCCUUCCCCCCCCCCUCAGGCUCCCUCCUCUUCGGGCCCUCGCCCACCCAUGAACUCCCUCCAUAUCACCAACCCCCCCUCGCCCCCUCUGCUCCCCGAUACCACCCCCCCUCCCACGCACUCAUCUUCCCCUCCCACUCCAUCCCCUCCCCCCACGACACUCCCUCCCGCAACCCUCCCCACCGGAACUCGCCCUCCCUGCCCCCAGCCAACUACCCCCCCUUUCGCCCCCUACAUCUCCCUCCUUGCUCCCCACCCCGUCAAGGACCAGGCUAUCACCCCGUCAGCCCCCUUCCCCCAUACUACCCCUCACCAUGCCCAAACAGGUUGCUUUCCUCCGCCCCGGCCUCCUCUCUCCCUCUGACCAGGCUCUCACCUACCCCCGUCCCCUCCCCGCGCCUCUCCCCCCUCCCUGCACCUCCCUCCCCGCGCAGCCACGUCUCCCUCACGGACUUUCCCCUCUCAAACCUCUCCCUCACCACCCCCACCUGCCCCAAACCACCUUCUCCCCCUGCCCCCCUACACCUGGAUUUUUGUCCUCCCCCGUGCCACCUCCGCACCCCCCUCCUCCCCAUGAACGCUCCCUAUCUCACAGGAAAUAUUCUGGGGAACCACGCCGCGCCGACCGCUUUCCGCAACGACCCCGGCCUCCUCUUCAUCGGGCUGGACGAUCAAGUCGAAACCUGGACAUGCGCCCUCUGCGAUUUUACCUGCGGCGCUGCCCUCGACAGCGCUAUGGACCACAUUCAGUCCGACGAGCACACCACCCGUGUGAAGGCUACGGUCCACCGCCCGGCAGCCAAGGAAGCUUUCGGCCCUUGGCGCGCCCUCACCAUGCAGCAGAAGCCUCAGAUUGCUGCCUUUCUCCGUGGCUGA